Molecule: messenger RNA, 3786 nt
Organism: Colossoma macropomum (tambaqui)
Lineage: Eukaryota; Metazoa; Chordata; Actinopteri; Characiformes; Serrasalmidae
Gene: aspa
Product: aspartoacylase
Exons: 6
Coding region: 168-1115 (315 amino acids)
Molecular function (GO): hydrolase activity, acting on carbon-nitrogen (but not peptide) bonds, in linear amides; hydrolase activity, acting on ester bonds
Source: RefSeq, a predicted model, not a curated record
GAGCGUGAGCAUGACAGCCGAGCGGGGCUGUUAUAUAAUACCAAGCUCAUCGACCACAGGACCCAGUAGUGGACUCUGACAGCGCGGUUAACUUGGUGGCGCUGGACCCACCUCGGCUCUAAACUGUUGCGUUCCUCAGGCAGAACCUCCGCAGGUGACAGCUCGCCAUGAGCUCGCGCGGUAACGCCUCGUGUUUUCCUCAAGCCGAGCGGGUGGCUAUCUUCGGCGGCACGCACGGGAACGAGAUGUCCGGCGUCACGCUGGUCAAUAUGUGGAUGAAGAACCGCGCGGAGAUCGAGAGGAGCGGAGUGGCCGUCAGAGCCUUCAUAACAAACCCCAGAGCCGUGGAGAAGUGCUCGAGAUACAUCGACACGGACCUGAACAGAGCCUUCACUCCGGAAAACCUCAGCACACCCAGUGGAGACGGGCUACCAUAUGAAGUUCAGAGAGCCAAGGAAGUUAAUCAGAUCUUUGGGCCCAAGGGUAGCCCAGACGCCUAUGAUGUCAUCUUUGACCUCCACAACACCACAUCCAACAUGGGCUCCACCCUCAUCUUGGAGAGCUCCACAGACCACUUCAACCUUCAGAUGGUGCACUACAUCAAAAAAGCCAUUGCUCCAGAGAGCUGCAUGGUACUGCUGAACGAGCACCCUCAACUCAAGUAUUCAACCACCCGCUCAGUGGCCAAACACCCUGUAGGUCUUGAAGUGGGUCCUCAGCCUCAAGGUGUUUUGAGAAGCAAUAUCUUCGAGUCCAUGCGGGCGAUAAUGAAGCACGCUCUGGACUUCAUCGAGCUGUUUAAUAGCGGUGUGGAGUUUCCAGCAUGCUCUGUAGAAGUGUUCAGGGUGCAUGAAAGAGUGGACUACCCCAGAGACACCAACGGCAACAUCACAGCUAUGGUUCAUCCACACCUACAGGACUGUGACUGGGAGCCGUUAAACCCGGGUGAUCCAAUGUUCCAAACGUUUGACGGCAGGACUAUCCCUUAUGAAGGUGCCAGUCCAGUGUACCCCACGUUCAUUAACGAGGCCGCUUACUACGAGAAACAACAGGCCUUCAUCACCACCCGCAGGGAAACGCUAGCUGCCAACGCCAUUAGAAAAAUCUCCAAAUAGCUGCACCAGCUUCCAGUUUCGCCAGCGUUUCACCUUUUAACAUUUAUUCUUACCUUGAUUAGAUAUAUUCUGUCCACAAACAGAUAACAAAUGUAUUUUAUUUCUCAUUUAUUUUAUUAUUCAGACUGAUGUAAGUCUAGUUUACUGAAAAAUGACCUAUUUGCAAUACAAAGAAACGUCAGAUUUUUUUAGGUUUGUUUGUUUUGUUACAGCUAACAUUUUUUGAAAAGCGAGUGACCACUUCUUUUCAUGGAAUACUGGACUACAGAAUACAUUUAUAUUUAUAGUCAUUGAUUUUAAAGACUGAUGAAUUUAUGCACAUUUAAGUCUGUGUUCUUGUACUUUAUUUACCAGACUAAACCUCAGGAACACAGAAACUACAAAUAUCUCACUUGAUUUUCCAGCCUUUGUACUGUGUAGUCUCAUAACACCUCCCAGCUGGAAGUCUCUCUUCUGGAGGAGGUGAGAGGACGUUUAAAACUAGAGUGAUUGAGCUCCUUCUGUUACAGUUUGAGCUUGUUUUGUUUUCAUGCACCAUAAUAGAACUUCUUAAGCUGUGGUCCCUUCCCCUGUGAUUCAGUACAAACACACAUAUCAACCUGAAACCGCCUUAAAAUUAGCAACCACAAGAAAACCUCUCAAGAUAUCUGUGUAAGACAUGCUAUGUGUCAACAUCUUUAAACCGCAGGCUUAUUAUUCAGUUAUUAAUGUGAAGGUUUGUUACCCAGUAUGUAAGAAUUUUUCAGUAACUAAUAUAUAAAAUGAGUGUUUAUCAUUAUGAGAGUGAUGAAUAGAAGAUGUUUUAAAGGUUUUUAAACCUGAUCUCUAUCUGCUGCCUCUGUAAUACGGUGGAUUAGCACAAAUAAUCGUUUUAAUACAGUGCACUUUAUUUAGUAUAUGAACAGAAAGCCUGUUGACUCAAAAGGCACUUUGUGCUCCUGCCCAUUGGCUUCUAUUGUAAGUGCUUUUCAAGUCUUGCGGCUUUUGUGUUCUUUUCUAAGUACAGGGCAAUUAUCAUCUGUAGUAAAGAACUGUACACUGCAGAUAGGAAUGAGGUGCAAAAAUGCUUGAGUAUUUCUAUGAGGGAUUAAGGGUCAAAGGGGAAUUCCAUCAAUUUUUCAGAAUUUCUGCACAAUUACACCUAUAAGAUGAAAACAAAGUCAUUCAGAGUAGUUUGAUGUGAAAUGCUCCGUUCUAGACAAAACUUACCGAGUAAGAACUGUUCACAAUGGUGGUGAUGGGAACCAGACCUCCAAAGAGUUCCCUGUAAAAGCUACACUAUCGGGAAAAAAGGUACUAUACUUGCACUAGGGUGGUAUGUUUUUCGUACCUUUAGUUAGGGAACAUAAUUGCACUCCAUAUACCCUGUCUUGACUCCAGGCUUUUUGUUUUAUUUUUCUGUUAUUAAAAUAUUAGGUUAUGAAAAGAUACAUUGGAACAUUUUUGCUGGUCCAUUCAGCAAGAAAGUUUGAUACAAUUAAAUUUAAAUUAUGCCAAAUUAUAAAAAAAAAAAAAUUAAUAAGCAACCAAAAUUGGGAUACAGGGUUUUGUUUUGACAGCGACGAUAUAAAGACUUAGAGGACAUGAAGGUUCACUGGUUGUUUUGGAUAGUAAAUAAAAUGUCUGUUGUAGGUGUGCAGACAUCACGAUCCAUCGUAACUGUCAGUGUUAUUGUAACGAAAUCAGAGUUGGUUAAGUUGCGCGACAGUGACCAGUUCACAUUAAAAAAACUCUGCAUGACUGUUUACAUCUCAAUUAAUGAAUUAUCCAGAAAUUCUGAAAAGACACAAAAAUUCUCCUUUAAGAAUGACCCUGAGAAAGUUCUCUACCUGUACUGUUGUUUGUGCAUUAAUCUGCAUCAAAGAAACUGCAUUUUCUGAUCUGACCCUAAUGGCCCACUCUGUGUGGUCCAGAUAGAAUAUGGCCUAUCUUUUGUGUUCACAUGGAAAACAACUAUGUAAUUUUUUUUUUUGUCUUUUUUGUGGUCCACUGUCUGUGUACUUUUGGGACUGCCCAAAACAGGGAACCAUCUUCCAGGUUUGAGUUGACUGGUGCUGUCUUGCCGUUGCCUUAAGAACAUGCUGUGAUUGGAUAAGUUUUCGUCAGACAAGUAGAAAUGGAAAAAAUGGAUAUGUACAGUUCAACCAUUUGGUGUCUCGUAGGAACAGAUGGAACAAAUGCUCCUUUGAUCGUAUUGUGGUCUUGUUAUCGUGUGAUAAAAUGUAUACCUCGUGCUUCAGCGCUCCACAGAACCUGAAAGAAGGGUUGACUUCAAUUGUUUGUGCUCAUUGUGAGAAAUUGUGUGAUCUUUCCACUGUGAUAAACUGCCUGUUUUUACAAGACCUCAAAAUCUCCCUCCCUUUAAUGUGUCAUAUUUUAUAAUGACAGAUUUUUAACCACAAAGCUCUAUAUGAUCAUACUGACCUAUGCAAAGAAUAUUGUAUUUUCUUUAUGUGGCACAUAGUGUCUGUUUCUAGGUGCAUUCUGAGGUGUAGUGCUUAGCGCUCCUGGACAAUCAAGUUAAAACAUGUUAAAUGUUAAAUAUGUAUGAUGUAUUAAUGUAAUAUUUGAUGAUUCUAUAUUUGUAAGUUACAAAUUGUUAGUCCAACUUUUAUUACAUUGAUUAAUUAUGAGUAAAUCAUUUGUAAUAAACUUGUAUCAGCUGUCUGUA